Apaloderma vittatum (bar-tailed trogon) is the source of this 738-nucleotide messenger RNA. It is a transcript of the gene C1QC, whose product is annotated as complement component 1, q subcomponent, C chain. Lineage: Eukaryota; Metazoa; Chordata; Aves; Trogoniformes; Trogonidae. Gene Ontology annotation, molecular function: protein binding. The coding region runs from base 1 to 738 and encodes 245 amino acids. The transcript is spliced from 2 exons. The record is from RefSeq and is a predicted model, not a curated record.
AUGGGGCAGAGCUUCUGGGAGCAUCUCCAUCUGGCCCUUGCCCUCCUACUCCUAAAUCUUGGGUCUGUGGUGACUGAAGAUGUCCCUCACAGCUGCUAUGGGGCUCCAGGCCUGCCAGGCCUGCCGGGUAUGCCGGGAAAGGAUGGCCGGGAUGGACUGAAGGGAGCCAAAGGCGAGCCAGGCAUCCCAGCCCCUCCUGCAACACGAGGGCCCAAGGGCGUGAAAGGGGACCCAGGCAGCCCUGGCUUGCCAGGCAAGAAUGGCCCCAAGGGUCCCCCUGGUCCAGCUGGAGACCCUGGCGUGAUGGGCAUGCCUGGAGAGCCAGGUAUGCCAGGCAUCUACAAGCAGAAGCACCAGUCAGCAUUUUCCGUGACGAGGCAGACCGGUGAGAACCCCUUGAGGAAUGUCCCCGUGGUGUUCAACCAUGUCAUCACCAACACCAACCACGACUACAACACCACCACGGGCAAGUUCACCUGCAAGCUCCCUGGCCUCUACUACUUUGUCUUCCACACCUCGCUGACGUCCAACCUCUGCGUCAUGCUGUACAAAGACGGGAGCAAGAUGGCCAGCUUCUGCGAUCACAAGACCAACAGCGUGCAGACCAGCUCUGGUGGGAUCCUCCUCCACCUGGAUGCUGGGAACCAGGUCUGGCUGGAAGUGAAUGACUACAAUGGCAUGGUGGGCAUCGGUAUCUCCGACAGCAUCUUCUCGGGGUUCCUGCUCUUCCCAGACUAG